Molecule: messenger RNA, 3125 nt
Organism: Caenorhabditis angaria
Lineage: Eukaryota; Metazoa; Nematoda; Chromadorea; Rhabditida; Rhabditidae
Source: the annotation of a GenBank genome assembly
AUGCGAAGAAUGGUUCAUGUUGAUGUUGUUAGAGCACUGGAGGUAAUUCGGGCUGAAAUUCAAGAUUUCUAGCUGAAAUUCACAAUUUCAGGACAAUUUUAUGUAUGUAGUUAGACGAAGUCGAGAGGAGAAGCGAGUUUUGGUGGUGGAUCCGGUGGAACCGGCGAAAUUGAUUGAUUUUGCGCACAAAAAUCAGGUAGGCGCUGCUUAAGAAGGGGGCGGAGCCUAUUUCUCUGCGCACUCUUCGAAUAAUGCAUAGGCGCUGCUUAUUUCUCUCUGCGCUCUCUCAAAAUAAUACAUAGGCGCUGCUUAUUUUUCUCUGUACUCUCUUAAAUAGGCGCUGCUUAUAAAAUGGGCGGCUCGAAAAUAACAUUUUUUUCAUUCACAAGUACUUUAUUCACAAGAAAAUUAUUCACAGAUGGAGAAACUAGUAGACUAGACUAGAGUCUAGGCUCUAGGCUUUUGGGCCUGAAUUUGGACGACCUGAAAAAUAUGAAAAUAAGAACUCCGAAGCUAAUAGUUAUUCGAAUUUAAGGUUCCGGUCAAGGUUCUAGUAAAAAGUGCCAGAUAUGUAAAAUAUAUGAAAAUCUGCAAAAAACAUCUGAAAAUCUGCGAAAUUAUUGAUUUUUCUCCGAUUUUGAGCCGCCCUUUUAUAGCCUUUUUCUUAUCUGAUACACGUGGAAUUACACGCGUGAAAAUGCAAAAAAAUCAAUAUUUUUUUGCAGCUCGAAAUCGUUGGUUCUCUAAUCACUCAUCAUCAUUGGGAUCAUGCCGGCGGAACGCCGGAGUUUCGUAAACAAUUUGCGAAAUUGCCGAUUUUUGGAGGAGAUGAGCGAAUUGAGCAUUUGGAUAAUAUGGUUAAACAUGAGCAAGAGCUCGAAAUUGCUGGAAUGAAGGUGAAGCAAGCUUACGCGCAGAUCGAGCGCGUCUAGCGCGAGUGUAAACCGCUACAGGGUGGCUGAUAAGUAUACAACGUUUUUCAAGCCUUUCCCAGAAAGUCCCCGAUUGUCAUUUUUCUUAUGUUAAGUGUUGAUCGGAUAGUCCAAUGAGUCUAGAAAGCUAAUGUGAGAGUGUUUUGAGAAAAGUUCAUUUUUGGGUGUGUAUUGGUGAUUUCAGCUGAAAAAGGUCCAUUUUACAUUGAUUUUAGGUCAACUUUCCUCUAUCAGAACUUUGUGAAAAACGAAGAAAUCAGUUAUAUACAACCAGACACACUUUUUAGACAUCGUUAUGUUCUAUUUUCAGCAUUCAUAAACCUUAUUCAAAAGAAAUUCAGUUCAAGAGCACCGUUUCAGAAAAUCGGAAUUUGUGUGCGGCGCGAAACUGUUGUUUUUUGAGUGUUGACAGUUUAGCGUACUGUGAUAUGAGCUAGAGCUUAAAAUGAGAUCUGAACUUUCUGAAUAUGAACAAAUAUGAUGUUCUCAAUCCAUUACAAUCAUCACAUCACGUUUUGAAAAUUCUGACCGUCAUAACAAUCAAAAUUUGCUGGACAUCUUCAUUUUUCGAAAAAUAUCACAUUUUAUCCGAAAAUUUCGGACUAACAAUUGGAAUCGUUAGUUUGUUUUCCUCAAACAUCUACUUCUAUCCUAUCCAACAGGAAAAUAUUGUGAAAAUCCGCAGAAUUUCAAGUAUUUUGAAAAAAAUGUUUUUUUUCGGAAAAAUAGGGAAAAAGUGAUUUUUUGAGUUUUGACUUCGAAGGUUCUCCAGGAAUUCAAAAUUAUGAAUUUUCAUCAGAUGUGUACUGGAACAUUAAAAUUGAACCUCUGACAUUUCAAAAAAAAAAUUUCCAUCUUUAUUGGCCCAUUUUGAGUCCGUUUAGAACACCCCGAACCUUACUAACUAGGGCGCCGCACCCCCUCAAUUUUUGUUCGCUAAAUCGGAAUCAGAACUGGGGACCAAUUGAAACAGCAAUUGAACUAUUAUCAAAAAGUGUUCGUUAGGUAUCUAAUAACACGAGAAAAAACAUCAUGAGAAAAAUUUCACGCCAAAUCAUUAGUUACAACUUAAAACACAGCGUUGUAUACUUAUCAGCCACCCUGUAGAUUCCGCGUAGCGGCACUAUCUUCCGCUUUAGCGGCCACGUGGUUUACUAUGAUAUGGAAAACGUCAUAAUAAACCGCGUGGCCGCUAAAGCGGAAGAUAGUGCCGCUGACGCGGAAGCUUGCGGUCUACACUCGCUCCGCUCGAAAAAUCCAACUCAAAUUCUGAAAUAUCCGAUAAAAAUCUGAAAAACUGGAGAAAUUCCAGCCUUUUUCAGAUUUUUAUUGGAAUUUCAGCGGAGAUGCGGAAGCUAUGCCCAAAUUUCGAGCGGAGCGAGUGUAAACCGCAAGCUUCCGCGUCAGCGGCACUAUCUUCCGCUUUAGCGGUCACGCUGACGUCGAAUUAUGGAUAUUUGAAGUCGGGGACUAGUUUUCCAAUUGGUUUUCUAGUCCCCGACGUCAAACAUUAAGAUUUUCUUCCAGAUUCGCUGUCUUUCUACACCCUGUCACACCACUGGUCACAUUUGCUACUUCAUAAAUUCCACCGAUCAUCCUUCUGGAGUUGUGCUAACUGGCGACACCUUGUUCAUCGCUGGAUGCGGAAAAUUCUUCGAGGGAACCGCUCCCGAAAUGCACCGUAACCUCAAUGAGAUUUUGGCGCGUCUUCCAAACGAGACCCAAGUUUUUCCCGGACAUGAGUAUACUGUGAGCAAUUUGAGAUUUGCACAAGCUGUUGAGCCCAACAAUACGGUAGGUUUUGAUGGGAAAAUUCAUGGAAAUUUGAAAUUUUCAUGAUUUUUUACCCCCUGAACGUGAAAAAAAAGAUUUUUUGAGGUCGGGGACUAGUUUUCCAUCAUAUUUGGUUUUCUAGUCCCCGACUUCAAAUUUUCUGCAGAAAAUCGCUGAAAAAUUGUCAUGGAGUAUUGCUCAACGCGAAAAAGACCUGAAUACAGUACCCUCGACUAUCGGCGAGGAAAAAUCGAUAAAUCCAUUUAUGAGAGUUGGAAUUUCCGAAGAAGUUAGGGUAAGUUGGGUCCCGCCACGAUCUAAAUACAGUAGUAUUUUCAGAAUUUCGUGUCAACUUCGGAUUUGAUUGAAGGAAUGCGAAAAUUGAGAGAAGCCAAAAAUUCGUUCCGCCCAAAUUUGUGA